AUGAAGGGUGUCGCUAUAUCAGAAAAACAAUGUCCUAUGUGUUGGGGCGAGGGAUUUCUCCAAGAUGGUUCUGGUGCCCACGAUAGAAUCCAGGAGCUGGAGGGGCAGGUGCAUGCGUUGACAGCGCGCGCUUCGGCUACAGCCUCCAAACUCACCGAGUACGAAGACGAAAUCCGCCGUCUACGCUCUCAAUCCCAAGGAUCCUACCACACCCCACGAAGCAGCUCUUCACUGGGGAGACCCCCCUCUCAACCCGACCACUCCUCACCACAACGGCCAACAUCCUCCGAAUCCCAGCCCCAACCACAAACAUACCACAGCCGCCUCACAAACCUAGCCUCCCUCCUCCCCUACCGACGCGGCAGCGCAACCCCAGCAAGCGCACCUUCAACAUCCAGCGGCGCCGUUCUCCCAAGUACCCCGACCGCGCUGACAACGCCCCACACACACAUGUCUCCCGCAAACAGCGAGCACACCGCCGAGUUGCAGGAUGCGCUUACGCGCGAGCAGAGACGGCGCGAGGCAGCUGAGUCGCAGCUUUCGCAGGCGAGUACUGAGCUAGAGGAGUUGACUGUGCAGCUUUUCAGUCAGGCGAAUGAGAUGGUUGCGGAGGAGCGGAAGGCUCGCGCUAAGCUUGAGGAGAGGGUUGCUGUGUUGGAACGGAGGGAUGUUGAGAAGCGUAGUCGGUUGGAGAGGUUGGAGAAGGCUAUGGCGCGUGUGGAACGGUUGAGGGCUUUGGUUAAUCAUCAGUGA
This is a messenger RNA of Penicillium hordei, 753 nucleotides long. RefSeq lists its product as uncharacterized. The record is from RefSeq and is a predicted model, not a curated record. Gene Ontology annotation, molecular function: guanyl-nucleotide exchange factor activity. Gene Ontology annotation, cellular component: Golgi to plasma membrane transport vesicle; cell tip. Bases 1 to 753 code for a protein of 250 amino acids. Gene Ontology annotation, biological process: exocytosis. The transcript is spliced from 2 exons. Lineage: Eukaryota; Fungi; Ascomycota; Eurotiomycetes; Eurotiales; Aspergillaceae.